Molecule: messenger RNA, 1843 nt
Organism: Xenopus laevis (African clawed frog)
Lineage: Eukaryota; Metazoa; Chordata; Amphibia; Anura; Pipidae
Gene: sla.S
Product: Src like adaptor S homeolog
Cellular component (GO): endosome; cytoplasm
Source: RefSeq, marked provisional
AUAACACUCCAUCAUAAAGCCUGGGCCCCUCCGAGCACCUUACAGCAAUGGCAUAAACCAACACAUUCUCAGAAUUGAUACACGGGAAAUAUAACUGGAAAUGGGAAACAUUGUAAAAAAUUCAGCUGCACCCCCAGAUAACAUUGUUUCAUGCCAAACAGUGUCAGACAGUGAGUUUCUAGCAGUACUUUGUAACUACCCUUCCCCUGACGUGAGUGAGCCAAUUUUCCAUUUUGGAGAAAAACUACGUGUUAUUUCUGACGAAGGAGGGUGGUGGAGAGUCGUGUCAUUAAGAACAGGCAGAGAAAACUACAUACCGGCCAAAUGCGUGGCAAAGGUCUACCACGGUUGGCUUUUUGAAGGAGUUGGGAGAGAGAAAUCAGAAGAACUUUUGCAGCUGCCAGAUUCAAAGAAUGGAUCAUUCAUGAUCAGACAAAGUGAAACUGAAAAAGGAUCUUAUUCUUUAUCUGUCAAACACAGACAAGUGAAACAUUACAGAAUUUUCCGUCUGCCAAACAACUGGUUUUAUAUCUCCCCUAGGCUGACAUUCCAGUGCCUUGAGCACCUUGUUAACCACUAUUCAGAAAAUGCAGAUGGUCUAUGCUGCGUCCUCACAAGUCCCUGCCUUACCCAACAGUCCAUAAACCAUAAUGAUGCUCUGAAUCAUCAAGUCCCUCCCGUUGUGAGGAGACGGCGGCCAUUCGAUUGGAGUACAAAACGGGUCCCCCUGACAAUGGAGGAGCCAGAAAACUCUUUAGAUGACAAGUUCCUAAGCUAUGGCCUCAGACAAAGCAUCGCCUCUUAUAUUUCACUGGCUGGAGAUGACACCUUUAUGGUAACAAGCAACGCUCAGAAGAAAAAGAACCGCCAAAGUCAAGUUGUAUCUGCUGUAAACAACAGAAACAGUUUCAAGUCCUAUGGAGAUUACGAAUGAAGACUUUUCAAAUGCAAAACAAAAUAAUCCAGGUGGUUUAAAAUGAACUUAAUCUUGGCCCAAUGGAGCCUAGCAAUGGACAUAAAAUCGGAUGCAUUCUGAUGGAUACCAAGCCUCUCACAUGUGGACUCGUUGAGUAUGUCCAAGACUCAGUGAAAGAUAAAGAAAAGGACAUACUAUACCUGGUAAGAGUCAGUCUCUCCCAUUAGGACACUGCUGACUUAAAGUAAUACUUAGCAAAUGUUUUAAGACAGAAGAGAAUUUCUAACCCACCUCAAAAUACAUAAAUGAACACCAGCACAGUUUAUACAGUAGGUAAGUCAGGAACAUUCGAAGAGCAAACUGUCCAUCCUCAAUAUACACCAUAAAAAAAUGGUCUAUGCACUAGCCUUUUCUUACAAACUGUGAAAAAUGCUGCCAGCCUCCAAGCUAGAUUGUUACUGCUUCCUUUAAUCAAGGGUGGAGUUUGGAGCCCAAAGAGCAGGCGGUGGACCUGAGGCACUCGGACCUACAAGAACCAGGGUCCACUAGGUUUUUAUCCCAGUGUCCCACCUGCCCAGUCUGACGCUGGGCCUUAUAUGGAUCCAUUAUCUUUCUUAUAGCCAACAACCCUCCGUUUUAUACAAUAAAAUAGCUCUGUAUCUACCCAUCUCCUUGAUAAAUUACAUGAUUCUCCCAUAAAAUGAUUCUCUCUCUCUCUCCAUCAUCCUCAUUUAAACAUACAUUGAACUGUCUUCAUAUACAGCCACUCAUUUAAAAAAUCAAUACGAAAAGGUAAUACCAUACUGUGUCCUCUCUGCAUGUGCUCAGAACAUUUGCAUAGUGCGGGGUGUUUUCGUUGUCCAGAAAUGUUGUGUAUAUUAAAGAAAUGAUACAAGCAGUUUUAUGUAAUAAACAUAUUCUACAAGA